GCUGACGAGCGCCGGGGCAGGAGCGCGUAGGCACGGUCAAAGGGUCAUCGAAAUCACGCUAGAACAACAGGCGAAAAUCCUGGCGAUGUAUGGUAAUUAUUUCACGAAGAGGGGUGAUCUGCCAGUCCAGAACUCAGUUCAGAAGCGAGAUGUCGACAUCUGUCCCCGGGUACAAUCUUGGGACGAUCUUAUACUGAGGCUAACAAACGACGAUGAGCUCAUACAAGUCGUACAAUUUGACAAUGAUAACAGGCAAUGGAUCCUGGAGGAGUCUUGCUCCCAGUCCACCUGUAGCUUCGUUCCGCAGUGCGCCUGCGGCACAUGGACCCGUCUGGUGAGGGCGCUCGUCGUCAACUUCGAUGAGACGAUCAUCGAAGAGAAAUACAUCAAGGUUUAUUGUUGCAUCGCAAAGAAAAUAUCAGUUUAGAAUUGAGAAAUAUUUUGAAAUGUGAAGCGUCUGCAGAGUAGAAUUCAUCAAUUAGGGAUGGCAAAUGCAAUUUCUGUUGAUAAUUAAUAAGUAACACCUUCUAAUUUGAAAGAAAGCUUUUAGUACAUCCAUUACUAACAAAACUGAGAAUUUAAAGGGGCAUUACGGCCAAAACUCACCGAAAUUUUCAUGUUUUGGAUUGUUUACUUAUCCUAUUUCAAAGGUCUGGUUGAAAGAACACUAACCUAAUGUCUUACCGUCCCGAAAAGACGGGGGAAACCCAGUUGUUGUUGUUGCAUAAGGAUACGUAUUUCAAGUCGUCUCUUUUCAAUGAACUGGACGAGUGUACACAUUUUUAUGGUUGUGUCACAUAAAUUACACACAGCACCAAUACACAAAUAUUGUUUCUUACACGUCCGCAGAAUGCGACCCACU
Patiria miniata (bat star) is the source of this 862-nucleotide messenger RNA. RefSeq lists its product as uncharacterized. The record is from RefSeq and is a predicted model, not a curated record. The transcript is spliced from 2 exons. NCBI's taxonomy places the organism in Eukaryota, Metazoa, Echinodermata, Asteroidea, Valvatida, Asterinidae. The coding region runs from base 86 to 427 and encodes 113 amino acids.